AUGGGGAGUUCAAGUGUCGUACAAAGUGAUGGAGGUGCAGUAGCUUAUGUUGGGAAAAAGAUGAAUAAAAGCAGGGGGGUUUUACUGAAUAUUUUAGUAAAAUGGUUGAAUGAAUAUAUACUAACCAUUAAAAUGGAUGUUUUUAAGACUAAUAAGAAGAUAAAAAUAAAUAAUUUUUAUCUGGAUAAUACAAAACAAAUACAUAUGGACAAUACAUUAGUCGGUCGAAUUUCAUCUUCUACAAAUGAGAGUAACCCAGGUGCUAACGAUUCAAAUAGGAACAUCUAUCAUGUUCAGGCUAGAGAAAAAAGAAGAAUAAAAAAGUUAUACUUGAACAAUAAAAAAAAAAGAUUGUCGUAUGCAAAACAUGUUUUGCAAAAUUAUGGAAAGAUGAAGCUGCCAGAUGUAAAAAAAAAUGAGAAUGAAAAUUAUUUUCUAUGUUGUGCUUAUGGAAAAGUUGAACUACCAGAGUUAAAGAAUGCACCUCCAAGUUAUGAAAAUCUUUUUAGAUCUGGAGAUUCUAAAAGCAAACAGUUCAUGAAGAACAUUCGUUCUUACAAUUCUAUGUUUUCUUUUACGUCAAUGGGUGGCAAGAUUGAUUCCUCAAUCAAUAAAGGAAAUGCUCCAUACAUUUUUCGACUAAGCGGUCAAAAUUAUCAUAGUAUCAGAAGCCUUUUACCGGGACAGGGAUUUAAACCAAAAUUCUCCCAAUUGUACAUAUACGAUACUGAUAAUGAGAUCGCAAAUAGACGAACAUGUUUUGGUGGAGAAAAUCAACGAUCUACAUCAAAUUCUUCUGUUCUUGAUAAUGAUAUUAUACAAGAUUUGAAGUUGAUGUUAGAUUCAAAUAAUGUCUUGGUUCAUUCUUAUAGAAUGGUUAGAGAUUGUUUUCAUGAAAACCCUCAUGUUAAUAUCAAAUUGAGAAUUAUUGGAAGAAGGGACCAAGAUGGAAGGACAAACAACCUACCAUCUGCUUCUGAGGUUGCCGCUUUAAUUGUCGGAGAUAUUGGUGAUUCAAUUGAUAAUAGAGAUAUUGUUGUUCAAACUUCAUCUGGUUCUCUACGGCGUAUUAGUGAAUUACAUCCAUCAUACCUUCCUAUUCAGUAUCCACUACUGUUUCCAUAUGGUGAUGAUGGUUACAGGGUUGACAUACCACAUCGAGGUAUUACACCUUCAAGCAACAGCAAGCGGCCCAACUGUACAAUGAGAGAAUUUUUUUCUUAUAGAAUACAGGACAUGGAUCAUUAUUUUUCACUAAUUCUUAAUUCAAAAAGGUUGUUCCAACAGUUUUUGGUAGAUGCUUAUACUAUGAUUGAAAGCGAGAGAUUACAUUUCAUAAGGAGCAAACAACAAAUUCUUAGAUGCGAGUCUUAUGAGAAUUUACGUAAUCAACAAGACCUCGGGAAUAAAGAUAUAUCCAACGUCAUACAAUGUGUUAUCUUACCUUCAUCAUUCACUGGUGGUGCACGUUAUAUGAUGCAAAACUACUUUGACGCCAUGUCCUUAUGUAAAUGGUUUGGAUAUCCUGAUUUCUUCAUAACCUUUACAUGUAAUCCAAAAUGGCCUGAAGUUAAAAGGUUUCUUCAUAACACUUCACUGCAUCCAGAAGAUAGACCUGAUAUCUUAUUGGUCUAUACAAUUGAAUUUCAAAAAAGAGGUUUGCCACAUAGUCAUAUUUGUCUAUUUAUGCAUGCUGACUCAAAGCGGCCUACUGUUGAAUAUAUCGAUCCGAUUAUUUCUGCUGAGAUUCCAAAUAUCAAUGAAGAUCCAGAGUUGUAUUCACUUGUAAGUGAAUUCAUGAUACAUGGUCCUUGUGGAGCUGAAAAUAUGAAUUGCCCGUGCAUGGUGGACAAGCAAUGUUCGAAAUUUUUUCCCAAGCAAUUCUGUAAUCAUUCUUCAGUUGAUGUCAACGGUUAUCCCUUAUAUAUGAGAAAAAACAAUGGAUAUUUUGUCGAAAAAUCAGGUGUCAAGUUAGACAACAGAAAUGUUGUUCCAUAUAACAAAUAUCUGUUGAAAAGAUAUCAGACACACAUUAAUGUUGAAUGGUGCAAUCAGGGAUCUUCCAUAAAGUAUUUGUUUAAAUAUAUAAACAAAGGUCCAGAUAAAGCUACAAUUGUUGUUGACAUCAACACUGAUUCUCAUCAAGAAAAGGUUGUGGAUGAAAUAAAAGAUUAUUAUGAUUGUAGAUAUAUAUCUGCAUGUGAAGCAUCAUGGAGAAUAUUUAAAUAA
This is a messenger RNA of Lactuca sativa (garden lettuce), 2229 nucleotides long. Lineage: Eukaryota; Viridiplantae; Streptophyta; Magnoliopsida; Asterales; Asteraceae. The record is from RefSeq and is a predicted model, not a curated record.